UUGUGUAUUUUAAAAACCAGUCUUUCUCGGUGUUGUAAGUAAAAAAAAAAAAUCCGGAAUGACCCUGAAGCAGCACUUAUCCGGCGUAGUCAUGUGUUAUGUGUUGUUUUUCUCCGCGCUGGGCAAACCAUUUGUGCUUCUCAUAGGAAGCUGUUAGUUUAGAGACUACUAUGAUGAAGACUUCUCUAAAUAUUCAUGAGCCAACCCAUCAUCAUGAAGGAUUGUCACGUUACCUCUUUUAUUUCAUGAGCCAAGCUUUACCAUUUUGAAGCACGGCUUCGCCAUAGUAGCGUUUGUAAUUAACCGUCAAACGGCACACAGAGAAAGAUCUUUUGCGUCCUAAACCCGAAAACUGGAAAUGAAAACUGGUUUUACGGACAGCCCAACCAUCACUCUCGAGUCUCGCAUGCUUAUGUCACGAGGAGUUUGAAUUUUUCCAUACCAGUUAGACUUUGUGGGGUUUCGAAGCACUCAACCGGAGGGUUGCACUAAUGCGUGGAGAGUGAUGUCACCCUCACGGAUGUUCUUCCUGUCUGCUGUGCUCUGCGUUGCCCUUUUUCAUCUCAUUCUGGGUCAGAACUGCUCAGAGCACUGUAAAGCUUGUGGAGGGCCAGAGAAAGACCAAUGUCUUCAGUGCCACACCGGAUUCAUCCUGCAUGACAACUUGUGUGUGGAUAUUGAUGAAUGUGGUACUGAUUUGGAUCGCUGUCCCGACAACACGUACUGCUUGAACACUCAUGGCUCUUAUGACUGCAAAGAAUGUGAUAAGGCCUGUAUUGGCUGUAUGGGUGGAGGAGCUGCCCGCUGUAAGAAAUGUGCUCCUGGUUUCAGAUCUUCAGGCAUGAGAUGCAUAGAUAUAGAUGAGUGCGGUGAGGAGGUGUUGGCCUGUCCUGGUGUCAAUGUGUUCUGUGUGAAUACAGAGGGGUCUUUUCACUGUCAGUGCGCAGGCGGAUACACACGCACGGGUAACACCUGUGAGAGGAGCCACAUGACAGCUUCUGCAGAUAAGGGUCUUUUUGAUGACAUUCAGGAGGAUGAAAUCGAGGUUCUGCAGCAGAUGUUCUUCGGUGUUGUUCUGUGCGCCUUGGCCACGUUGGCGGCUAAAGGGGACUUGGUGUUCACCUCCAUCUUUAUGGGGGCAGUGGCGGCCAUGGCUGGAUACUGGCUCUCUGAUAAGAGCGACCGAGUGAUAGAUGCCAUCUUGAAGGGGAGAUAAAUACAAAAGGGGCUUGAAAAGUUAUUUGCAGUGAUGUUUUCUACAAAGUCUGCUGCUUUUUGAGUUGGGCCAUUUCUUAUACAGUAAAAUGACUAUAUGUUGACAUCUAAAUGGCACAAGGAAGUCAAAAUGCUUUAUGAAGCUGCUAUAAUCAACAUCUUGUGUUAAAAUAAAGCAAUGAGCCACAAGAGGCCGUCCAUUACAGUAAUUUUACAUUGCAUAAGUGAUGUUCUUACAGUAACACAUGGCCUAAAGUGGCUUAUUGCUUCUAUAAAAUUGCAGCAACAGCAAAAAAACAACAAAGUAGUUUUCAUUCCACUCACUAGUUGUCUGUAUCGGGAAUAUGAUUUGGAUGAACAUGGGGCUGUAUUAAGGGCCUCGAAUCAUGUAUUUUAUAAAAUGUUGCUUAGAAAACGUCCUACAUUUGAUCCUACAAUCAUUUCUCUAAUGUGCGUACAUGUGAUUCAGAGACCGAACGAAUGCGCAAAAACGCCUCUCUUCCAGAUGUGAAAUCUAUAAAUCGCUAAUGAUCUCAGUAGACCCUCACUGCAGAACACGAGAUCCAGAUCCAGGGGGUGGAGAUGGGUAGCUUUAGAUCCAGGGGGUGGAGACGGGUAGGUUUAGGGAUAUAUAUAAAGUGGGAGGAGUUGGAUCCAGAUCCAGGGGGUGGAUAUGGGUAGGUUUAGAUCCAGGGGGCGGAGACGGGUAGGUUUAGGGAUAUGUAAAGUGGGAGGAAUUGGAUCUGGAGCCAACCUCGCCCCCUGGAUCUCGUGUUCUGCAGUGAGGACCAACUGAUCUUGAAAUAGUGCACAGCUGAAUGGUUUCAGAUCUCCGCCUUGUAAACGCUGCUUAAUUAAUAUCAUUAACAUAUAAAAGAGCAAAGUCCAAAUCCUGCACUUGAGAAUGGCGAGCGGCAAGAACUGCUUAAUUUCCAAGUACCUGCAAUACUCUGACUCUCUGCCACAAGGAAAAGUGUGUAGGCUAUGUCUGCUUAGACCCUGACGCAGCACUAAGUACUUUUCCACGUCAAAGAUUGUUUUUAUAAAUAUGAGCAUUGGCUUGGAUUUUAUCAUAGGCCUACUACGCAAGUUCAAAUCUGUGUGUAUGCAUGUUUUAUAAAUGAGGCCCCUGCUGUCAUUUGUUAUUGAAUUGUUUGUGUUUAAGUAGCCUUCAGGUAGCAAACUAACAGUUUAGCCUACUAGCAUAGCACUUUUCUUAACUGGUUAAGAAAAGUUUUGAUUAGGUGUAACGUGAUAUAACACUGUUUUCGAUCAGACUUUGAGGGCAAAUUAAUAUAGUGAGCUGGUUUUUAUGGCGCAUUGUGGGAAUUUUUGGGUGAAUUGCUUAUUGCAGUUGUAUGAGAAACAUGUCUACAUAAGCUUAAUACUAGCGUACUAAAUGUACACUACUGUUCAAAGUUUGGAGUCUGUAAGAUUUUGUUUUUUAUGCUUACCAAGGUGGCAUUUAUUUGAUCAUUUAUUUGAUAUAAAUAUUAUAAAACAUUAUUACAAUUUCAGUUUCCUUCAGAAAUCGUUCUAAUGUGCAGAUUUGAUAGUAAGACAUGUUGAAAAUAGCUGUGCUGGUUAAUAUUUAUGUGGAAACUGUUAUGUUUUUAAGAAUAGAAAGUUCAAAAGAGUUCAAUUUAAUGUCCUUCCAAAAGAAUAAAAUAAAAUCCUCACUGUCCCCAAACUUUUGAACAGUGGUGUAUAUGAUAUAAAAUGUACUUUUAUGAGGACACUGUAACACUCUUUGGACUUCAACUAAUAAACUUUUAUUUGUU
Messenger RNA from Ctenopharyngodon idella (grass carp), 2996 nucleotides. It is a transcript of the gene creld1a, whose product is annotated as protein disulfide isomerase CRELD1. Lineage: Eukaryota; Metazoa; Chordata; Actinopteri; Cypriniformes; Xenocyprididae. The record is from RefSeq and is a predicted model, not a curated record. Gene Ontology annotation, molecular function: calcium ion binding. The coding region runs from base 506 to 1216 and encodes 236 amino acids. The transcript is spliced from 6 exons.